AUGAGUGGCAACGAGCCGUUCUACUUACGAUACUACUCUGGUCACCAAGGCCGCUUCGGCCACGAAUUUCUGGAGUUUGACUUUCGCGUUCUUGGAGACGGUCGCAGCGCGUCUGCACGUUAUGCCAACAACUCAAACUAUCGCAAUGACUCCCUGAUCCGCAAAGAGAUGUGCGUCAGCGACACGCUGGUCGCUGAGAUCAAGCGCAUCGUGAAAGAAAGCGACAUUUUGAAGGAAGACGACACAAAAUGGCCACAGAAGAACAAGGAUGGCCGUCAAGAGCUGGAGAUCCGAUUAGGCAGCGAGCACAUCUCAUUCGAGACUGCCAAAAUCGGCUCGCUGCAGGAUGUGCAAGACUCGUCUGAUCCCGAGGGGUUGCGUGUGUUCUACUACCUCGUUCAAGAUUUGAAGGCUCUGGUGUUUUCGUUGAUCUCUCUGCAUUUCAAGAUCAAGCCCAUCUAA
This is a messenger RNA of Plenodomus lingam JN3, 462 nucleotides long. It is a transcript of the gene MNH1, whose product is annotated as Protein mago nashi. Gene Ontology annotation, cellular component: nucleus; exon-exon junction complex. The record is from RefSeq and is a predicted model, not a curated record. NCBI's taxonomy places the organism in Eukaryota, Fungi, Ascomycota, Dothideomycetes, Pleosporales, Leptosphaeriaceae. Gene Ontology annotation, biological process: RNA splicing.